Messenger RNA from Acanthisitta chloris (rifleman), 1167 nucleotides. RefSeq names its product 5-azacytidine induced 2 (gene AZI2). Gene Ontology annotation, biological process: canonical NF-kappaB signal transduction. The record is from RefSeq and is a predicted model, not a curated record. NCBI's taxonomy places the organism in Eukaryota, Metazoa, Chordata, Aves, Passeriformes, Acanthisittidae. Bases 1 to 1167 code for a protein of 388 amino acids. Gene Ontology annotation, cellular component: cytoplasm. The transcript has 7 exons.
AUGGAGGAGUUGGUAGAGGAUGACAUCUGUAUUUUGAACCAUGAAAAAGCAGACAAUGCUCACAAGAGAGACAGUGAUAUUCCUGUUUCAUCCUACAGUGGCGAUGAGUCUGUUGCCUCACACUUUGCCCUUGUCACUGCAUAUGAAGAUAUCAAGAAACGACUAAAGGAGACAGAGAAGGAAAACUCCUUCUUAAAAAAAAGAGUGAGAAUUCUGGAAGAGAAGCUGCUUGGGUCCCGACUGGAAGAGGGAGGCAGUUCAGUUGGCCGUGAACAAGUAAACAAGGCCUACCAAGCCUAUCGAGAGGCCUGCAUCGACAGGGAUAAUCUGAAAAGCAAACUGGAAAAAAUGGUGAAAGAAAAUGCGGAAACCUUGAAAACCUUGAAUGAACAGUUGCAGUCUAAAGAAGUGGAGCUCUUACAAUUAAGAACUGAAGUGGAAACUCAACAGGUGAUGAAAAGUCUGAAUUGUACUCAGGCCAGCUGGGAAUUAGAGAAACUGAACAGUGACCUGAAAGUGCAUAGUCUGGAACAGGAUCUAGAAAAGCUCAAGGAAGAGUGCAACAGUCUCAGAAAGGAGUUGCAAAAAUCCAAGCAGAAGGAGCAGGUUCAAUAUGAAAAUCCAUUUAAUGGAGACCACCUUCAAAGGCAAGACCUCCAGAGUAUGCAACAGGCAUAUUGGGAACUGAAGAGAGAAAUGUCUAAUUUGCUACUGGUGGCUGGUACGCAAGCUGAGACUCUACGAAAACUGAAAAGAAACUCAGCAGUGACCAAGAAAGCUGCCUCUACUGCACCAGUACAGUGUGUUGACUUGAACAUUUCAAAGCUGAAUUUGACAUCUGGAGUAGUGUGUGAAAACCUCUCACAAAAUGAUAAAGAAUUCUGCAAUGCUGUGUCUCCUCCUGUGCUGAGAAGUGUCCACAAACCAUCAGGAAAUGUGCCUCUACAAGCAUGGACAGAUGAGAAACCCGUUCCACUUGAUGGCAAAACGUUUCAGGAGCAACAUUCUUAUGGAAAGAGCUCUCUGGAAGAUAAUUCCUGGGUAUUCCCAAGUCCUCCAAAGCCUAAUGAGAGUAUGUUUUGGGAAAUGAAAAAUAAACCAACUUUGUCAAACUGUCCAGCAGAUUACUUGGAUCAGUGUAAUCAAAACUGUCUGCACAAAAGUUGA